Mercurialis annua (annual mercury) is the source of this 1316-nucleotide messenger RNA. Its product is annotated as protein PARTING DANCERS. The transcript is spliced from 8 exons. The record is from RefSeq and is a predicted model, not a curated record. Lineage: Eukaryota; Viridiplantae; Streptophyta; Magnoliopsida; Malpighiales; Euphorbiaceae. Bases 109 to 864 code for a protein of 251 amino acids. Gene Ontology annotation, biological process: resolution of meiotic recombination intermediates.
UUUUCCUCUUUUUCCAUCAUUGUUUUGAAAUUCAGGGUGCCUUCCCGCUUUUCUCCAUAUAUUUCCUCCUGCUAUUUUCACUUUCUGAGAAGCUAAACCUAUCCGCUAAUGGCGAAUUCAAUUAAUUCCGAUCUAACUACUCGUAAUGCAUCGAUCUUCUCUUCAAACUCAGUUACAGGAAAUGCAGGCAUAUGCAUGAUGAGUAACAAAUGGAAAGAAGAACAAAAUCCAUCGUUCAUCAAUUUCAUUUCCUCUUUUUUGUCUUCUAAUUCCUUCCGUCUCAAUUUUGUUCCCAUUUCCCCGGACUGCAUCUUUAACUGUGGAGGCUUGUCAGUUGCAUUCAUAUUUGUUACCAAUUGGGACUGGGAGUGUGAAAAUGUCAUGUCGAUCUUUACCAGAGUUCAGAAGCUGAAGGGGCAGUUUGCUAAUCUGUACGUUGUGGUUUGCCUUCCAACUAAGCAGCAAAAUGAUUCAUUUGUUCGCGCUUACUUCAAGCAUGGAAUGACGUUUGGGAGGCCUACUUUUGUGCCUGUUCUGGAUAAAGAGAUGGGUUUUGAGAAGAUCGUUAAGAUUGCUCUAUCCCGUGGCGCUUGCAAAAGGCAGGAUGUUAUGUCAAAGCUGAAGGUUGAGAGAAAACAAGCUGUGCAAGGGAUGGAAAUCUACCUUAGAGUGGUGACUGCCAUACCAGGCAUUGAUAAUCAUGAUGCAAAUUCGCUGAAUCAAGCCAUUGGGUCAAUUGAAGCAAUUGCCAAGGCAUCAAAAGAGCAUAUCCUGGAGAACACUGAUCUUUCUGCAGAUAAGGCAGAAACUAUAACCAGGUUUUUCAGAGAUCCAAAGUUUUACCUCUCUUCAAAAAUCAAUUGACUGAGAAUUCAUAUGCUUUUGCUGCAACAAUUUAGGAUUAUGCUUUUGGUGCUUGUCAAGUGCCCAGCUGCUAUAAACUCCAAAAUCCAAAUUGUUGUAUUCAUUGAACUAUAUCAUAUGAUUUAAUGUUUUGUAGGCAGAUGUGUUGGAUUUCUUCCACUAUGGAGUGAAACUGCCAACUAUUGUCCUUGUAUGGAUCCAUUUCUGAGCAUAUUUAGCUACACUAUAGGCAUCUGUUGUUCCUCGGCCAUCCUUUCUUAACGCGGAUUAGCUCUACAGCUUUUAGGAUUCCCAGUUCUUAAAUCCCAAUACUUGGCCUCCACUGCUGCUUUGUUGUUGGCUUAGGUGUUGCUGCUAUUUUGAACAGCUCAUACUGUGAAAAGGAUUAGCUCAUAUAUUUGUACAUAAACAGUUUCACUCCUUAAUUUUCAAUCUACUUUUAAUUUUUAGUA